Molecule: messenger RNA, 2778 nt
Organism: Saccharomycodes ludwigii
Lineage: Eukaryota; Fungi; Ascomycota; Saccharomycetes; Saccharomycodales; Saccharomycodaceae
Gene: SEC15
Product: Rab GTPase-binding exocyst subunit SEC15
Exons: 1
Coding region: 1-2778 (925 amino acids)
Biological process (GO): intracellular protein transport; Golgi to plasma membrane transport; exocytosis
Cellular component (GO): membrane; exocyst
Source: RefSeq, a predicted model, not a curated record
AUGGAUGAGGAUAAAACGACCCCAAUAGUAAGCAAAGAAUUACAAGCUGUUUUAUUUUCUACUGAAUACAAUUCAAACAGUGACGAAGAUAAUACCAACGCUAACAAAAAAAUAUCAAUUCGUGAUCCCAAUUCAUCCAUCAAUAUUUUGGAUGUGGAUCCUCAAUCCAUAGAUAAAUGGGUUCCCUUGUUAAGAAAACAUAUCGACAAAAAUGAGAUGAAAGAUGUGAUUUUGGAACUCCGUAAGUCCAUUAAAGAUAAUUUUCAAGAUAUGGAUUUACACCUUUUGCAAAACUCCGCAAUGAACGAACAAUUAAUGAAUUCCAUCCACAAUUUGGCCUUAAUCCAAAAUAAUUUACAAAAUGCACAAUAUGAGGCAAAAUUGCUGGCACUACAAGAUGAAUUAACCACCACUACCAAUAAAGUAGUUUUACAAAAGAAAAAUUUUAUUUCCAACAAGAAAAAUAAUACCAAAAUCAAUGAAUGCUUGGUUUUAAUUACCAAGUGUUUACAAAUUUUAGAAUUAUCUAACAACUGUCAUCAAUUGAUUUCAAGUCAACAAUUCUACAGAGCUUUGCAAAGUUUAGAUACUUUAGAUAGCAUCUAUACACAAGAUUUUAAAAAAGAAUUUAAUUUCCAAUUUUUAAAACAAAUACAUGCAUCAAUUCCCCUAUUCAAAGAAAUUAUUAAAAAUGAAAGUAUUAAUCUAAUCAAGAAAUUUUUUAAUUCUAACCUAGAUAAAAAUUUGCAUAAUGUGGGGAAAAACUUAUACGCUAUCUACGGGGAAGAACUCUUACCUGACUGGAUAGAAUUACGUGGGAAAUUAAAACUUCCUGUGAGUUUAAAAUUUAACUCGCCUGUGGAAAUAUCAUUGAGAGACAACGAAAAGGUGAAAGCCAUUUCUCCAAUUAACUGGUUUAACAUCGAAUCAUUUCAUGAUGCAAUUUUAAUUUUCACUACAUUAAAUGAGAUGGAAUACUUAUCCCAAGAAUUUGAAAAAGUUUAUAUUUUUUGGAAAAACAAAUUGGUUUAUCCGCUGGAUCUAAAACAUUCAGCCUCUAGCAAUAGUGGUAACAAGGGACAGCAAUCGACACUGGUGAACAAUGCGUUUACCACAUUGGAUGACAUUCAGAAUUAUUUUUGGAAAAUAUUGGGUCUUUUAGUUUUUGACAGGUUUUUGCAAAAGGAAACUGAUUAUAUAUUAACUGCCAAUGCUUUUAGCAGUACAGAUGAUUUUUGGGCAUCUUUCAUUAAACUUUACAAUCCAAUUUUGGUUGAUUUUAUAAAAAAGAAGUUAAAGGACGAGGAAUCUGUUAUUAAAUUUAAAGAUUUUUUAGGUCUUGUUUUAAGUAUCUGUGAUUAUUUAAAACUAAACAUUAAACAAUUGUAUGAAACCUACAUUUUUUUAUACAAGAUUUUUUGCAAAUUACAAAUUACUAUGUUUGACCAAGAAUUUACUUCGCUUUUAAAUGAUGAUGAUUUUAUGCCAUUGACAGUAAAGGACAAACCUUUAUAUUCCAAGAUUUUGAAAAUCUGCUGGCUGAAAGAAGGCGACGAGGAAACUUUGGCUACUAACAUUAAUAUAAAUAAUGACGAUUUUCUGGUCACUCUACCAUUUUCACCAUUAUACCCAAUGACUUGUACUCUAUUGAGGAAAAUUAAUGCCAAAUUGGAAAAUUUCAUCCAAAAUUUUUAUCAGUAUGAAACUAAUAGGAUUAUCAACAUUUUUAUUUCUGCAAUAGACAAUAUUUUCAAUAAGCAUAUUAAUCUGAAAUUUCAACAAAAAUUAAAUUCCACUUCUAGGGAAGAGUUGGCUCAAAUUCUAAUCAAUUUAGACUAUUUUUUGGUUGCUACCGAAAACUUUAGCAAAAAUUUAUCCAAAACGUUUGAUGCGGAGAUUCAAUUGACCGCAGAACAUAAAGUUAAGAAGACUAAAGCGUUAGCAGAAACGAAAUUAACGGAAUUGAUCGACUCAAAAGUGGCUGAUUUAAUGGAGAUUAUCGAAUUGGAUUGGCAUGUUACAACUGUUCGUACGGAACCUGAUUUGAUUAUAAGGGAUAUUGCACAAUAUUUGGAAAUGAUGUUUACUUCCACUUUGGUUAAUUUGCCGUAUGACAUUAAGACGUUAUUGAUUUUCCGUGAAUUUGAUACAUUGACUAAUAGAUUUUUAAGUUUGUUAAUUAAUGGUACACCUUCUACAAUCACACCACAAAGUGUCUUGAAUUUUCAAACAGAUAUGAAAUUUUUGGAAAAUGUCAUUCCCAACAUUUUCCCACAGCAACAAGAUGAAUUACUUGCACCUGCAGCAUCAUCACCUUCACCAAGCUUAAGCUGUGCUUUAUCGAGAACAACUUCCAUGAUGAGCAUGACUAUUGCUGAUUCCAGUGCUAUGAUAGAAAGUAAUGUGCGUUCAUUGAAAUCAACAUUUGAUGAAUUGAAUCAGCAUAUUAAUUUGUUAAAAUCGGGUUCUUUGGAUCAAUAUAAAUCAUCAAGGAUGAAAUUAUAUCCAAGGGUGAAACCAGAUGUUGCCAAUAUGUUGAUUAAUAAAUUGAGUACUUACCAAGAGAUGAUUAGACAGCAACAAAAACAAAAAGAGAUGCAAAGACAGCAGCAAUUAUCGAAUAGAAAUAAUAACAACGGUAAUGGUAGCAUUUCGGCAGCCACAAUUGUUAGCAAUACAGGUAAUAACAAUAAUGAUGCUAGUGUAGAAGACACUUUAUCUAUUCUGACUUCUGCCAAUCGACAGAAAAUAAGCAAUUUCUUUAAUAGAAAGUUUUGA